This is a messenger RNA of Drosophila persimilis, 6501 nucleotides long. It is a transcript of the gene Trpm, whose product is annotated as transient receptor potential cation channel trpm. NCBI's taxonomy places the organism in Eukaryota, Metazoa, Arthropoda, Insecta, Diptera, Drosophilidae. Gene Ontology annotation, cellular component: membrane. Gene Ontology annotation, biological process: protein tetramerization; monoatomic cation transmembrane transport. The record is from RefSeq and is a predicted model, not a curated record. The transcript has 35 exons. Gene Ontology annotation, molecular function: monoatomic cation channel activity. The coding region runs from base 507 to 6488 and encodes 1993 amino acids.
CAAUAAACGUAUAAAAGUGCCGACGUCUUGCUAGCAAUUGAUCUCCGCGUUCGAAAACUCUACGGUGCCCUGUGGCCGGCCAGUGAAGUGCGACGCGUGUGUGUGUCCCAGCCAAUAAAAAGUGACGAUUGUUUACCCAUCCCGCGCGCAGCUUACCUCGGAUCCGAAAGACCAGCGAUCGGCGAACAGCAAUUAAAGCAAUUACAACAAUUAUAAACAACAAUAACACAAUGAGCAAUACAAAAUGUUUGGACUUGAAAAACACACUUAAUUGUGCCUGAACCAAUCCAAUAAGCACAUAUUCGACAUACAUAUAGAAGACAUAUUCAAACAGGCCUUAAAACACGAUUAAUGCCUGCAAAAACAGCCGCAUCAGCGAAUUCGUACAUUCAAAAACAGGUGUGUCUGCAGCUUGUUUUGCCUGGAUCUGUUAAUUGACUUCUUGGAGUGCUUUCCCAAGAGCCAUCCUCGCUGACCGUCGCUGGCAUCUCGGCCAGUUGAUACAGAUGUUGGGCAAAUUCACCUCGAACCAUGUGCAGGUCUACCAUCAAUAUUCCCGCACAGUGUCCGUAAAGAAGCCCGUGAAGCAUCAGCCGCGCAGUUGGAUCGAGACAAAUUUUCAGAAGCGCGAGUGCAUCAAGUUCAUACCAUGCCCAAAGGACGACACAAGGUGCUGCUGCGGCCAGGCCCAAAUCACGCAUCAGACCAUACAGGGCAUCGAGAGCGGCUCGCCGGGGGACCUCUGGCUGCCGACGAAGCACACCCGACCACAGCCCACGGACGCCUAUGGAACCAUUGAGUUCCAAGGCGGUGCCCAUCCCACAAAGGCUCAGUACGUUCGUUUGUCCUUCGACACGCGUCCAGAGCUGCUGGUGCAGCUGUUCACAAAGGAAUGGAACCUGGAACUGCCGAAACUUCUGAUCACCGUCCAAGGCGGCAAGGCCAACUUUGAUUUGCAGGCGAAGCUAAAGAAGGAGAUACGCAAAGGACUGCUGAAGGCGGCCAAGACCACGGGAGCGUGGAUAUUCACCGGCGGCACCAACACUGGGGUCACCAAGCAAGUGGGCGACGCCCUGCUCCUGGAGGGUCAGCAACGGACUGGGCGUGUGGUCAGCAUCGGCAUUGCCCCCUGGGGCAUAGUCGAGCGCAAUCAUGAGCUGCUUGGGCACAAUCGGGAGGUGCCCUGCCACAGCAUUAGUUCGCCCAGAUCGAAAUUGGCCGUGCUAAACAAUCGGCACGCCUACUUCCUGCUAGUCGACAAUGGGACCCAGGCGAAGUACGGGGCUGAAUUGAUUUUGCGGCGGAAGCUGGAGAAGUUCAUAUCGAACCUGAAGCUGCAUCCAUUCACACAUUCCAGUACGCCCGUCGUCUGCCUGGUGAUCGAAGGCGGUACCAACACCAUACGUGCGGUGCUCGAGUACGUGACGGACUCGCCUCCGGUGCCCGUAGUGGUGUGCGAUGGAUCCGGGCGUGCUGCCGACCUGCUCGCCUUCGUCCACAAAUAUGCCUCGGACGGAGAGGAGCAGCCUGUACUGGAGUCGAUGAGGGAUUAUCUAAUUGGAACCAUACAGAAAACCUUCGAGGUGGGCCUGGACCAGGCCGAGAAACUCUACCAGGAGCUGCUGCAGUGCACGCGCAACAAGAACCUGAUUACCGUCUUUCGCAUACAGGAAAAGCCCGAGGGCGAGGCGCAGGAGCUGGAUCAGACCAUUCUAACGGCCCUCUUCAAGUCGCAGCAUCUCAGCCCUCCAGAGCAAUUGAGUUUGGCACUGACAUGGAACCGGGUGGACAUAGCACGCAGCGAGAUAUUUGUCUACGGCCAGGAAUGGCCCCACGGCGCCCUGGAUGAAGCCAUGAUGCAGGCCCUGGAACACGAUAGAAUCGAUUUUGUCAAAUUACUUUUGGAGAACGGCGUUUCAAUGAAGAAAUUUUUAACAAUACCGCGCCUCGAGGAGCUCUACAACACAAAGCACGGCCCGGCCAACACACUGGGGUACAUUCUGCGCGAUGUGAGGCCGCACAUACCCAAGGGCUACAUUUACACUCUCCACGACAUUGGCCUGGUGAUCAAUAAACUGAUGGGCGGCGCCUACCGGUCCUAUUACACGCGUCGCAAGUUCCGUCCCAUCUACGCCAAGGUCAUGAACAGCUAUGCCAACGCCUGCCGGAAGUCCUCGACAUAUCAAUACCAAAGGUAUGCGGGAGCCAAUUCACUAAGUCUGGUGACGGGACUGCUGCCGUUUACCUCGGAGAUGGCGCUGUUUGAGUUCCCGUUCAACGAGCUGCUGAUUUGGGCCGUUCUGACCAAGCGGCAGCAAAUGGCUCUGCUUAUGUGGACGCACGGCGAGGAGGCACUAGCCAAAUCACUGGUUUCCUGCAAACUUUACAAGGCCAUGGCGCAUGAGGCGGCCGAGGACGACUUGGACACAGAGAUCUACGAGGAGCUGCGCUCCUAUGCCAAGGAGUUCGAGAGCAAAGGCAACAAGCUCCUGGACUUCAGCUACCGCCAGGACGCGGAGAAGGCGCAACGUUUGCUCACCUGCGAGCUGCAUUCGUGGUCCAACCAGAGCUGCCUGUCACUGGCCGUGGCGGCGAAUCACCGGGCUCUGCUUGCCCACCCCUGUAGUCAGGUCAUCCUGGCCGAUCUCUGGAUGGGCGGCCUACGCACCCGCAAGAAUACCAACUUCAAGGUCAUCUUGGGUUUGGUGAUGCCUUUGUACAUCAGGCAGCUGGACUUUAAGUCGAAGGAAGAGCUCCAGCAAAUGCCGCAAACCGAGGAGGAGCACUUGGAGAACCAAAACUUGGACAAUGACGAUUCGGAUCGCUCCCAGCCCGAUGCCGAGAGCGCCCUUUUAAAAGCCAAAAGAUCCAUUUCCUUGAGAUAUAGGAUGGGCGCGAACACUUAUAAUCGCGAAAAGGCUCUAUUGGCGGAUACUUAUUCAGUACGCGAUACAAAAGUACACGAAAAUGGCAAAGUCAAUCUCACUGCUGGAGCGGAAGAACCACCCUCCAAUGUCUCGCUCACUGACUCAGAUCCCGCGCAGUUCCGGGAGUUCUUCAACUUGUCGGAGUACAACGAAAUCAAGCAGCACCAGCCCCUGCGCCUGAAGAAAAAGUUUCACGAGUUUUACACAGCCCCCAUUACCAAAUUCUGGGCUGAUUCGAUUGCCUACAUGUUCUUUCUGAUAAUGUUCUCGUUCACGGUUUUGGUCAAGAUGGGACCGGUGCCGCGGUGGCAGGAGUGGUAUUCGAUAGCUUACAUCACGACUCUGGGAUUCGAGAAGGUUCGCGAAAUCAUAUCCUCGGAGCCAGUGGCCAUUACGCAUAAAUUUUCUGUGUGGGCGUGGAACAUGUGGAACCCGUGCGACGGAGCUGCCAUUAUACUCUUCCUCAUUGGUCUGGCAUUCCGCUUCCGCCCCAACACAAUGGACAUCGGACGAGUCAUCUACUGCGUGGACAGCAUCUACUGGUAUCUGCGCAUACUGAACAUCCUUGGCGUCAAUAAAUAUCUUGGUCCCCUGGUCACCAUGAUGGGCAAAAUGGUCAAGAACAUGAUAUACUUCGUCGUCCUGUUGGCUGUCGUCCUGAUGAGCUUCGGCGUCAGCCGUCAGGCCAUACUGUACCCCAACAGCGAGCCAACUUGGCGGCUGAUCAGAGAGGUCACCUACCAACCCUACUUCAUGCUGUACGGCGAGGUGUUUGCCGACGACAUUGACCCUCCCUGCGGCGAGGAUCCGCGUCAGCCGGCCUGCGUGACGGGCCAUUGGGUGACACCGAUAACGAUGUCCAUGUAUCUGUUGAUUGCCAAUAUUCUGUUGAUAAAUCUGCUCAUCGCCGUGUUCAACAAUAUCUUCAACGAGGUGAACUCGGUGUCACAUCAGGUUUGGAUGUUCCAGCGAUUCACGGUGGUGAUGGAGUACCAGCAGAAGCCCGUCCUGCCGCCGCCUUUCAUUGCCUUUUGCCAUUUCUAUUCCCUGCUAAAGUACUGUGUGCGCAAAGCGAAAGGAUUGGAGGUGCAGCGGGACAAUGGUCUCAAACUGUUCCUGGAGAAGGAUGACUUGGAACGACUGUACGACUUUGAGGAGGAAUGCGUGGAGGGUUUUUUCCACGAACAGGAAAUAAUAUUGAAUCAGUCCACCGACGAGCGGGUGAAGAACACAACGGACCGGGUCGAGACCAUGUCCCAGAAAAUCGAGGACAUCAAUCAAAAGGAGAACAUACAAACAGCUACGGUGCAGAACAUUGAAUUUCGUUUGCGGAAGAUGGAGGAGUCGUCCGAACAGAUACUGUCGCACCUGGCGGUCAUACAUCGCUUCAUGUCUACACACACGGUAGGUACGGAUGACAUGCGCGGCUCCGCGAUAAACAUUCCAGCUGAAAUCCAUCGCAUUCGCACCAUUUCAAUGUCGGAUACCGAUGGCGGCGGUGGAAGCUCAGGAAAUGGAGGGGGCGGGGGUGGAGGCGCUGCAGUGCCGCUUGUUCUAGGUGCCGGCCUGAAUGUCAAUUCCUUGCAGGUGACCAACCGACGCCGCUUCAAUCGCUCUCUAACGGAGGUGCGUCCAGACGCCUACAUCCUCGACGAAGGCACCCACUUUGAGGUGGUGCCCUUGCCGGAGGAGCCGGAUGAAGUGGUCAAGUCGCGGGAGGCCCUCAACGAGCAGGUCGUGCGGAAGGCAUCGAUGCAGUCGGAGGCAGACUCGGAUAUCUAUCUGCCGUUAUCGCAGCGUCCCUCUACCUGUGAGACGGUGAAGCGCACUCCAUAUGUUACUGUGCGCCAGGACACGGGGGCCAGCACGGAGAGUAAGGACACCUUGACACCUCUAGGCACCAACGAUGACGACCAGACGCUCGUCGGGGGCGACAACUCCGAUGAUGCGGCACCGGACAUCAACUUUGAGGCUGCCAGGCAUCGAGCGCUGCGCCAGCGCACAGUCUCGCUCUGCCGCCGCAACUCGGAAACCUAUUCGCUGGCCGGCGCGGACAUAAAUCGAUCGCACAUUAGCCUUAACCAGCUGACAAUGCUGUCGCGUCGCCAGAUGAGCCUGACUCAGUCCGAGCCUGACAGUGACAAGGACGCGCCGCCAGCGGCUGCAGGCAGCACACAUCCGGGUAAAUCAGUAUUGCAUGCGAAACCCUCAAGAAAUAUCUUGCUGAAACUGCACAGCGAGUACACGUCGAUCACUGAUGAGCUGGAGAGCGUCUGCCACAUGAUUGCCUCGCCAACGGUCUCCCUGCAGAGUAACAAAGCUUCAUUGGAUCGCCCCAAGACGGAAAUGUCGCGCGCAGAAGCCGCGGCAUUACAAGAGAAGAAGCAUUUGAAGGAGUGUGAGGAGAACGAUUACAGAAUACUAGAGGGCCUGUUCGAGGCACGUGGAUCCAUCGAUGCCAGCGCCGAGGCCUUUGAGAGCGUCAUAUCCGUGGACUACAGCCAUCGCUAUCCACUACGUCGAGAGACUGCCGUGGAGCUGUCGCCUUCGAAGCCCUCAGCUGAGGUUGAUCUCAUGGGGGGCGGCGGAGGAGGCGGAGACAGCAGCGAUACAAGUGGAGCUGGUAGCUGCAGUGCCAUGGGGGCAGUCUCAAGUGGGUUUCAGCUCAAAAACGAGCGCCCCUGGCAGCGCAACUCCUCAAUGGAGCAGCAGGCAUAUCCGUCACCUCUGGUUCCCUCGAGAGCCACAAGCGACUUCCUCAAUCCACCCUUCGAAAGCAGCGGACGCCUGUUUAAGAAAUCGAGCGAAAGUCUGCAGAAGAACUCCAGUACUGAAACAGACUAUUCUGCCCAUCCGUAUCGCUUCAUCAAGCAGAGUUCCAACGAGACGAACACCUCGCUCACCGGCUCCUAUAACGUGGACACGCCCUCACUUACUGCGGAGCCCUCUUUGGAUGCCUGCGACUCGCAUUCGGCGACGGGAAUUUCCAUAAGCGUUGGUGCUGCUGGCGGAACUGCCGCUCGUUACCAGCCCAUUCGCACGACUUCCAUUGGCGCGGCCGAUGGAAGGCAGCUACGCGACGAGAGCUCUAGUUCGCUGCAGAGUCCAGAGCUCGGAGUCCAAUGCUCGGCGCCAGUGACGAUGCAGGCACCGCCAGCUGUACCAACACGCCCGAUGCUGCUGAAGAAACAGUUUAGCCUCGACAAGGGCAAGCCACAGCAAGCGCAAAUUACUGCAGAGGCUAUGGCCACACCAGAAUCGGGCAUAGAUGCAGCAACUGUUGCCCAGGCCAGGGUCAAACUGAUUUCCUCGCUAAAGCCUCAGUCUCAUACGAGCAAGCUGGGAAUGAACGUACUCAAGGAAAGCAGCUCCAGCACAGAGGGGUCCCGCGAGGGCGAAGGCCUGUCCACUACGUCCUCGGCGAAAAACAGCAACCCGGCUCUCUCCAUACCGCAGAUUAGCACGCAUCUGGUGCAAGAUGAGAUCGCCAAGCUGUCAUCCAACAUAAAAAGCAGCACUGAAUCUGAAAAGGACCCGCCGUAUAACGAGACAAUGUGUUAGAAAAAUUGAAGGU